Messenger RNA from Closterium sp. NIES-65, 1038 nucleotides. The record is from the annotation of a GenBank genome assembly. NCBI's taxonomy places the organism in Eukaryota, Viridiplantae, Streptophyta, Zygnematophyceae, Desmidiales, Closteriaceae.
AUGGCAGCACGUCAGCGUGACGUCAGCGUCCAGCAGCACUCGAAUCGCCCCUGCAUCUUUCACAACCGCUCUCAGUUUUCGAAGAGACAGGAGGGGGAGUUGUUCGAGGGGAGGACUAGAGAAUCACAUAAGGCCACUGAGCCUGAGAAGAAGAAGGGGAGUGUGCGUGCGAGCGGAUGGGGGGACCACGACAACGGGGACGAACGGCGUGACGACAAGCGGCAGCAGCGGAUGGGUGGAGCGGCGGGAGGAGGAGAUCGCUGCGGUAAAGAGCAUCUUGGCUCGCGCGACCAUGCAUCCCUCCCCGUGGGCAAGUAUGGGAGGGACGACGAGGCCAUGCUGAGGUGGUUCCUGCAUGCACCCAUCCUUUUCCUAUCCCCUCUCUUCCCCAAUUCACCAUCAGCUGGUAGACGAGGUGAAGAGCAUCUUGGCGCGCAACCAUGCGUCCCUCCCGGUGGGCGACUUGUGGACGAGGUGAAGAGCAUCUUGGCUCGCGACCAUGCGUCCCUGCCCGUGGGCGAGUAUGGGCGGGACGACGAGGCCAUGCUGAGGUGGUUCCUCAAGGAUCGCAAGUACAAGGUGGAACCCACGGUGGAGAAGCUUGUGAAGGCUAUUAAAUGGCGCCACGAGUUUGGAGUGGCGGGGCUGACAGCUGCUGACGUGGCAGAGGAGGGGGCCACGGGGAAGGCUUUCCUCCACGAGUACGCUGACGUGGACGGGCGGCCCGUGAUCGUUGUCGUGGCAGCGAAACACUUCCCCGACUCAUCCCGCCUGGUGUACAGCCAGCAGCUUUGCGCGUACCUCAUUGAAAGAGCCAUAGAGCGACUGCCGGAGGGGGAGGUGCAGUUCCGAGGGAUAUUCGACCUGAGAGGUUUCACUGCUAAGAACACCGACCUGGCUUUCGUGAAAUUCAUGAUUGACGUGUUCUUCAACUACUAUCCCAAGAGAUUGCACCAGGUGCUCUUUGUGGACGCGCCCUUCAUCUUCCAGCCGGGGUGGAAGGUCAUGAAGCCGCUGCUCAAGUCGUACGCCAACCUG